Messenger RNA from Trypanosoma cruzi, 2601 nucleotides. Its product is annotated as RNA helicase, putative. The transcript has a single exon. The record is from RefSeq and is a predicted model, not a curated record. Gene Ontology annotation, cellular component: nucleolus. The coding region runs from base 1 to 2601 and encodes 866 amino acids. Gene Ontology annotation, molecular function: nucleic acid binding; ATP binding; RNA helicase activity. NCBI's taxonomy places the organism in Eukaryota, Euglenozoa, Kinetoplastea, Trypanosomatida, Trypanosomatidae.
AUGUCGCUGAAGAAGAGGACAUUUAAGCAGCGCGCCCACAGGAACGAGAUGAAGGAGAGACACCACGUCUCCUCCGAGCUGCGUAAGCGCAUGCGCGCGGCAAAGCGCCGGCACAAUCGAUUUGACAACAUUGACACGGGAUCACGGCCCCUGGAGGCGCUCAUGGAGGAAAUUGCGGAGGGAUCUGCGGCACCCACCCGGGAGGUGACGUUUGAUCCACGCAGCCUCACCGAUCUUCUUCUGCGUUCAGUCGCCGAGGGCGAGAAGGGUAGCAACAAGCGGCUCGUACUUCCAGAGACGCCUCUUCCGGAAAAUCAUCCGCUCAGCCUUCCAAUGGUGCAAAACGACAGGAAGGAUGUUGAAAAGGCCGGUACGAACAGUUCCAUUAAUACCAACAAGAAUCAAUACCGGCAUCACGGGGAUCCUUAUCUCUUUUGGGAACGCGUGGGUCUGCAUCCUUUGCUGCUAAAGGCCCUGAAGACCAUGCGGUUUGCACAUCCGACGCCCGUACAAGAAGAGGUUCUACCCAGUGUACUUUAUCAGGGCAUUGGUGAGGCAACGGCUACGGGCACUGCGGCAUCCAAGAAGGGUGGUAAAAAGCAUCGUGGGUCUGGACAGGACGUCAUCAUUUCGGCAGAAACAGGAAGUGGGAAAACGCUGGCAUUUGCGUUGCCUAUACUGCAACAAAUUCUCUCCCAAAUACCCGCUAAUGAUUACUCAAUCCCAGGGGAGGCGGAAUGCGAUGAAGCUGAAAAGGAAAGGGAAAAAUGGAAGAAGAGCAAAAAGCCCAUCAACAAAAUAGUACCAAGAGGCAAAAAAGCUUGUUUUACUAAGGAGGAACUUAGGAUUAACGACAACAAUAAAGAAGACGAUAAGAAGAAAUGCAGUAGCAUGAGAAGAAAGAGGCCGCGGGACGAAAACGAGGGGAAUGAAGGGGAAGCGUACUCUUCCACGACGCCAAACACGGUUCCUGCAGAACGGCUGAUGCAUGCUCUUAUUGUAUCCCCCACUCGUGAACUGGCACUCCAGAUUAACGAGGCCUUUCUUCAGCUAACUCAGCAUGCACGGCAUGUGGUUAUUGGUUGUGUAGUUGGCGGCAUGGCCCCGGAGAAGCAACAGCGCGUGCUGAAUCGACACCCACAUGUGUUGAUAUGCACGCCUGGUCGUCUUUGGGAGCUUGUCCAAAAGAACGAGGGUUGCUAUCUUGGUCACAGUAUUAGCCGCCGUCUUUCAUUUGUGGUGCUUGAUGAGGCGGACAAACUUCUUCAAUCUGGUCGUUUUCAGGAGCUGAAAAAUUUAUUGGAACGUAUUCACUGUGAGGUGUUGCCUGCAGGGUUUGUGCAGGAGCGUGAGGAGGGGGCUGAGGCAGAAGAAAUGGAACUGGAAGCGGGUCGCUGGGAUGAGGAAACACAGAAAUUUGUACCAUUUCCCAAAAAGAAAAAGGCGGACGGCAAAUUGGCGGGGGAAUCACAUGAAGAACAACAGCGGCAGCGUCGGCGGAAAGACGCUCCACGUCUUAUUCCAAUGCCCUCUCGUCCCCCAGAGGGUCACCGCACCAUCACAUUUGUCACAAGCGCCACACUGUCACUUCAGACGAAAUAUGAACGGAAGGAUCUUCGGUCCAAGAAGACGGUCAUCCGCACCUCCAAUGCUAACACCAUGGCGGCGGUUCUUCAGCAACUGGAGAUUAAGACCUCAAAUGCUAAGGUGUUCACCAUUUCACCAAAGGCUGAUGUGAGCGCGAAGAUAGAAGAAACAUACCUGCGUUGCCCAGGCGAUAGUAAAGAUCUCUAUUUGUACUACUUUCUCAAGAUGUAUCACGAGCGUACAAUUGUGUUUGUGAAUGCUAUAUCUAUGCUUCGUCGUCUCGUGAAAUUGCUGGAAGUGCUUGGUAUUCCAGUGGCAGGCCUGCAUGCCUCUCUUCAGCAGCGACAGCGUUUAAAGUUUAUUGACAAGUUUAGAAAGGGGGAAAAACGUGUACUAGUGGCCACAGAUAUUGCCUCUCGGGGUUUGGAUGUUGAUGGACUAAAACAUGUUGUCCACUUUCAGGUCCCCCGCUCGACGGAUGUGUACAUUCAUCGUUGUGGUCGCACGGCACGUUGUGGUGGCACUGGGCUUUCGGUUGUAAUGAUUGACGCACAGGAGCACGUCUCGUUUCAAAAACUGAUGGAUUCUCUUGGACGAGGAUCAAAAGAAAUGGAGGUGUUUGCACUCCAGCCAACUAUUGUGCAUCAACUUCAUUCGCACAUAAAAGUGGCGUUGCAGAUUGAUAAAUUACAGAAGGAGAUUGACAAAUCGAGAGCACGGAAUAAUUGGGCACGUCGUAUGAGCCGUGAGGCGGAUAUAGAGGUGGAUGACAUGGUUGACGACGAGGCGGACAAUGAGAAUCGCGCCAAGGAGAAGGCCAUCAAGGUACUAAAGAAGCGGUUGGAACUACUUGUCAAGAAGGAAAUGGGCACAGCCGGUGGCAGGGGUGGGUUUCGAGCCAGUGCACACGCUCUUGGAGCAAAAGAGGCGGAAUCGAAACUGGUGGAACGUGCCAUGAGGCAAACCACACAAGCGAAAAAUAAUAAAAAGCCGAGGCGUCGAGUCAGUGCAUGA